GCUGAUCUUCGGCACCCUCUAUCCCGCAUACUCCUCCUACAAGGCCGUGAAGACGAAAAACGUGAAGGAAUAUGUGAAGUGGAUGAUGUACUGGAUUGUGUUUGCAUUUUUCACCACUGCAGAAACGCUCACAGACAUUGUUCUUUCUUGGUUUCCCUUUUAUUUCGAGCUGAAAAUAGCAUUUGUGAUUUGGCUGCUCUCCCCUUACACCAAGGGCUCCAGUGUCCUCUACAGGAAGUUUGUGCACCCAACGCUCUCCAAUAAGGAGAAGGAAAUUGAUGAAUACAUUACUCAGGCUCGUGACAAAAGCUAUGAAACCAUGAUGCGAGUUGGCAAGAGAGGGUUAAACCUUGCUGCCAACGCAGCAGUUACUGCAGCUGCAAAGGGCCAGGGAGUUUUGUCUGAGAAGCUGCGAAGUUUCAGCAUGCAGGAUCUCACUCUGAUCCGAGAUGAAGAUACCGUGCAUAUGCGAAGCCAUGAGCCGCAGCUGCACCCCUCUGGUGGGAGUCUUCUUGAAACCAUUGAGGAUUCAGCUUCCUGUUACUCCUCAGGAGAGGAGAGCAGUGUGGCACUGAGGUCUAAUGGAACUCCGUCGGAGACUAGAACAGACCCAUCAGAUGAAGAUGCAGGAGACAAACUUCCUAAACGUACCCAGAGUCUCAAAACUCCUAAGAAGAUGGUGAAAGCUGAGCUUCCAGUAAGAAGUGUGAAAGCCCGCCCUAAGAAGAAAGCUGCAGGUCCUCUUGCUUCUGGCGAGUCAUCCUAAGGAGACCUCUCCCUCCCCAGCACCUGUCUCUGUCCUGGAAUUUGCCUUUCACUUUUGAGGGGAAACUCCCCAAAGGAAGGGAGCUGAGAUUAAUGUACAUAACAGAUACUGCUUUGUAGAGCUAAUUCCAAGGCAAGGGGGAGGCUGGGAUUCAGAAAAUGGAGUAGAGGGUACACAUCCUCAGGUAUUCUCUCCUUUUCAUCUCUCUGUUGGAGGGAAUGCUGUUAUGUCUGUACAUAGCCUGUUGCUUUGGAAUUUCUACUGUGUAACCCUAGUUGGGGAGAAUCUUUGCUGGAAGAACUGACUAGGGUUAGAGACAUCCAUUGCACAGAAGCUGG
Antrostomus carolinensis (chuck-will's-widow) is the source of this 1104-nucleotide messenger RNA. It is a transcript of the gene REEP2, whose product is annotated as receptor accessory protein 2. The record is from RefSeq and is a predicted model, not a curated record. Gene Ontology annotation, cellular component: cytoplasmic microtubule; endoplasmic reticulum membrane; endoplasmic reticulum tubular network. The annotation marks the transcript as partial. Gene Ontology annotation, molecular function: microtubule binding; taste receptor binding. Gene Ontology annotation, biological process: endoplasmic reticulum tubular network organization. NCBI's taxonomy places the organism in Eukaryota, Metazoa, Chordata, Aves, Caprimulgiformes, Caprimulgidae. The transcript has 7 exons.